ACUUUCUGGGAAGAUAAAAAAUAUGCCCCCCUUCUUCCUACCUGUGCAAGUCAAAUAUCCUGUAAUUGUAAGUAAUUGUUUUCUGCCUCUGAUAGCCUGCUGCUUCAGUAGACAAUGACCCAGCCACAGUCUGUAGUGGGGCUAAAGCUGCUUCUCCUUGGUGCUUGUCUCACUGAAGAUGGUGUGGAGGAGGGGAGGGAAGGUAGUUUAAACAGGUUUUUUUUAUCUCUGUUGGAUCCCUGUCAGCAAGGGGAGGAGGAGGUGAAGAGCAAUGACCUGAGCAUAACAAAUGCUGUUACCCUCUUGCAUCACAAUUAUUUCAUUUCUGAGGGGAAGUUAGAAGCAACAACAGCAAUAAAAGCAGCGGUUUCUGCCUUGUCUUCCACAGCAGUAUCAACAGGCAUCUGUACCAUGACACUCCACUGCAUGCGUCUUUUUCUUUUACUUCUGCUUGGUUCAUGGUGGCCAGACUCAGAGAAGCAUGUGGUGGGAGCUGUGAAGGUCAGGGAGCACUAUAUAGCUGCUCAGAUCACUAGCUGGACCUACAAACCGGAGUCUGAGGAAAAGUCCAGAGUGGAACUUUCAGAUCCUGUGUUUAAGAAAAUUUCUUACAGAGAAUAUGAAGUGGAUUUUAAAAAAGAAAAGCCAGCAAAUACAUUUGCAGGGCUUCUGGGACCAACUCUGCGUGCUGAAGUGGGAGAUACUUUAGUAGUUCACCUUAAGAAUAUGGCUGACAAGCCAGUCAGUAUUCAUCCCCAAGGCAUAGUUUACAACAAAAAUGCAGAAGGCUCCCUGUAUGAUGACAGAACAUCAUCUGCAGAAAAACGAGAUGAUGCUGUACUUCCAGGCCAGGUCUACACGUAUGUGUGGGAUAUAACAGAAGAAGUUGGUCCAAGAGAAGCUGAUCUUCCUUGUCUUACUUAUGCAUAUUAUUCUCAUGAGAACAUGGCAAUGGAUUUUAAUUCUGGACUGAUUGGAGCACUGCUUAUCUGUAAGAAAGGAAGCCUAAAUGAGGAUGGGUCACAGAAACUUUUCGACAAGGAGUAUGUACUGAUGUUUGGUGUGUUUGAUGAAAACAAGAGUUGGCAAAGAUCACCAUCACUCAAGUACACAAUUAAUGGCUAUACUGAUGGAACAUUACCAGAUUUAGAGGCUUGUGCAUAUGACAACAUUAGCUGGCAUUUGAUAGGAAUGAGUUCCAAGCCAGAAAUUUUCUCCAUUCAUAUCAAUGGCCAGUCCAUGGAGCAAAGACAUCGCAGAGUUUCUACUGUUAACUUAGUGGGAGGAGCAUCAACCACAGUAAACAUGACAGUGAGUGAGGAAGGAAGGUGGCUGAUAUCUUCUCUUGUCCAAAAGCACCUGCAAGCUGGAAUGCACGGUUACCUCACUAUAAGAGACUGUGGGGACAAAGAGGUGAAGAAGAGUCGUCUCUCCUAUAAAGAACGUCUUAUGGUCAAAAGCUGGGAAUAUUUCAUUGCUGCAGAAGAAGUUACUUGGGAUUAUGCCCCGACUAUUCCAGACAGCCUUGAUAAACACUAUAAAGCGCAGCACUUGGACAACUUCUCAAACCUCAUAGGUAAAAAGUAUAAAAAGGCUAUUUUUAGGCAAUAUACUGAUGCCAGCUUCACUAAACGUCUGGAAAAUCCUCGUCCCAAGGAAACUGGAAUCUUGGGGCCUGUUAUCAGAGCUCAACUCAAUGACAAAGUCAAAAUUGUAUUCAAAAAUAAGGCCAGUCGACCCUACAGCAUUUACUUCCAUGGAGUGACGCUUUCAAAGAAUGCAGAAGGAGUUGAUUAUCCUCUGGAUCCCACAAGCAAUGGCACCCAGAGUAGAGGAAUUGAACCAGGGAAGACAUACACUUACGAAUGGAAAAUUGCUAAAAUGGACCAACCCACUGCACAGGAUGCACAAUGUAUUACAAGGCUAUAUCACAGUGCUGUAGAUAUUGAGAGAGAUAUAGCCUCUGGACUGAUUGGACCACUUCUGAUUUGUAAAAGUGAAGCAUUGACACAGAAGGGUGUGCAGAAAAAGGCAGAUGGGGAGCAGCAGGCAAUGUUUGCUGUGUUCGAUGAAAAUAAGAGCUGGUACAUAGAGGAUAACAUCAAGGACUACUGCAGCAACCCUGCCAGUGUUAAAAGAGAUGAUCCCAAGUUCUAUAACUCAAACAUAAUGCACACAAUAAACGGCUAUGUGUCUGACAGCAGUGAAAUACUUGGAUUUUGCCAAGAUAAUGUGGUUCAGUGGCACUUCUCCAGUGUUGGCACUCACGAUGAGAUUGUCUCUGUUCGCCUUUCUGGGCACUCUUUUCUGUAUCAAGGCAAAUACGAAGAUGUGUUGAACCUUUUCCCAAUGAGUGGAGAAUCGGUCACAGUGGAAAUGGACAAUGUUGGUACUUGGCUUUUAGCAUCCUGGGGUACCCCAGAGAUGAGUUACGGCAUGAGGCUGAGAUUCAGAGAUGCCAGAUGUGACUAUGAGGAAGAUGACACAUUUGAUGUUGUGGAUUUCAGUUACACCAAGACUGAUAAAAAGGCUGUUUCCACCUCAGUUGAAGAUGUGCAAGAAGAAGAAGAAGGAGAUAAGGAGGAUUCGGAUUAUCAGGAUUACCUGGCUUCUUUUUACUCCAUCCGAAGCUCAAGGAAUGCAACAGGCGAUGGAGAAAAACAAAACCUUACAGCACUGGCCUGGGAACAGUAUGAAGGCACUGAUGCCAUGAGUUCUGAGGUGGCAGCUGGCUCAGGUCUGACAGCUAUAAAUAGUACUGAAUCCACAAACACCUCUAAGUUCUUAGAAACUCAUAUCACUCCUCUUCCCCCAGUUGAGGCUGAAACAUUCCAGUCAAAUCACACAUCAGUCACAGCAGAAGAGGACUUAUUUUUAGCUAGCAUAAGUGAUGGAAAGGCUGACUUGUUAUUUGAGAAUAGAAGCCAAAGCAAUUAUGAAAUAGAUCAUGGUAAUGUGUCUGCAGGUCCACACUUGCUGAGCAAUGGGGAAGGCCAAAUGAAUAUUGCAGAAGAGCUUCCAACUGGUGGAAAGGACAGUAAAUUUUCUUCAGGAAAGCAUCAGGAGGAAAGCACAGGAAGAGGAAAUUAUAACGUUAACAGUAGAAGGAAAAGGCGAAACUCACUGGCCAUUAAGUUUUACUCCAUCCAAAAGAUGAAUGCCCUUCUAAAUCAUGUACGAAAUAAAAAUGUCUCAUUUUCUGACAAGACAAGUGCACCUCAUUCUGUGCAUCAUGCAGAGAACACAACCGAUAUAGACAUGGUGGGAACUGGCCAGCUUCCAAAUGAUGAUGAUGAUGAUGAUGAUGAACUGGAAGAAGAGGAAACCAAGAUGGAAAAUGCCACGCACGCAGUUAACUUGACACUUGCUUUGGACCUCAUUGUAGAAGAUGGGUCUAAUGCAUCCAGUGUCUCUGAACCCAAGCUAUCCAAAGAUAAACAAGCAGAUGCUUUUUCUUCAGAUCAUACAUUAGGCGAUAUAAGCCCUAAUUCCAGCCCUGCACUGGUGAAGAACUUACUAGAAGCAUCAUUGCCCAGGGCUGGGAAAUAUUCAUCGAAAAUGACAAAUGAGGAAUGGAAUUUGGUGUCUGCAAAGGGGACUCUGGGAUUAGAGGCAAAUUUAGAUAAAUCUGUUAGUAGUAAGUUAAAUCAUCGUAGCAGAAAUGGUACAGCAUUCGUGAAUAAGAAGCCUAUGAAGAAGUAUCAAGGGUUCUCACAUCUAAUGGGAGAAAACAAGAAAAGGAGCCACAUGCACCCAACUCUGAAAGGAAGGGGGAGGAACAAGAAUGAUACUUUGAGUACAUCUGGAACCUUCAUCAAGAUCCGAAGGAAGAAAAAGGAAUAUCCAAAAAUGACUCACUUGCUAAGCCCAAGGAGUAAAAAGCCCCAAAAAAUCACCAGUUCUAUGGCAGGGUUUGGUCGUACGUUGUUUCCAGGUGAGACCAACCACACAACACUGCCAUGCUGCACUAACACCACAGGGGCACCCACUGAGGCCAACCAUACAGUUGAUCUGAGUAGAGCCAGGCAUGGAGAGUCGCUAAAUUACACGCUCACCCCACGGCAGCUUAAGCCAUCGAUCACGAUUGGACUUCCCCAAGAAAAUGGAGACUACGAAUAUGUUGUGGAAGGAUCUUACGGUGAGGAAACAUCAGGUGGUGAAUACGAAUACCAUUAUGUGACCUUUGAUGACCCAUACAUGACAGACCCCAAAGUGAAUAUCAACGAACAACGCAACCCAGACAACAUUGCUGAACAUUACCUGCGUAGCAAAGGGAAUGAGAGGAGAUACUAUAUUGCAGCUAAAGAGGUCUGCUGGAACUAUGCUGGAUAUAAAAAAAGUACAAUGAUGAAUGACAAAACCUGUAAAGAUGGCAGCACAUAUAAGGUGAUUUUCCAAAGCUAUACAGACAGUACCUUUACAACUCUUCAGGAUGAAGAUGAAUAUAGAGAACACCUUGGCAUCCUGGGGCCAGUUAUCCGGGCUGAAGUGGACGAUGUUAUCCUAGUUCAUUUUAAGAAUUUGGCAUCCAGACCAUAUUCCCUCCAUGCUCAUGGACUCUUCUAUGAAAAGUCCUCUGAGGGAAGCAUUUAUGAUGAUGAAUCUACUGCUUGGUUUAAGGAAGAUGAUGAAGUUCAGCCAAAUAACAGCUAUAUAUAUGUAUGGUAUGCAAACAGGCGAUCGGGACCUGUGCAGUCAGGAGCAGCUUGUCGGUCCUGGAUCUACUACUCUGAUUUAAAUCUGGAGAAAGAUAUUCACUCUGGUUUGAUUGGGCCGAUACUGAUCUGUCAAAAAGGAACCUUCAGAAACUCAAACAAUAGCAGAACGUCGACCCGUGACUUUUUCUUGCUUUUUAUGAUCUUUGAUGAAGAAAAAAGCUGGUACUUUGACAAACGUUCUAGAAGGCCUUGUACUGAGAAGACCCAAGAAAUGCAGCAGUGCAACAAAUUCUAUGCCAUUAAUGGGAUUACCUACAAUUUGCAAGGCUUGAGGAUGUAUGAAGGUGAACUGGUCCGAUGGCAUUUGCUGAAUAUGGGUGGGCCAAAAGACGUUAACGUUGUUCAUUUUCAUGGACAGACCUUCAUAGAACAAGGAGAGCCAAACCAUCAGCUUGGUACAUACACACUCCUUCCAGGCUCAUUUAGAACAAUUGAAAUGAAACCACAGAGACCUGGCUGGUGGCUUUUAGACACUGAAGUGGCGGAAUAUCAGCAAGCAGGAAUGCAGGCAUCCUAUUUGGUUAUAGAGAAAGAGUGCAGGAUUCCAAUGGGUUUAGCAAGUGGAGUUAUACUCGAUUCACAAAUCGAUGCUUCACAUCAUAUAGACUACUGGGAACCUAAGUUAGCCCGAUUAAACAAUUCUGGAACAUACAAUGCUUGGAGCACUACAAUGGAAAAAGAAGAACUCCCUUGGAUCCAGGUGGACUUUCAAAGACAAGUCCUUUUAACUGGGAUACAGACGCAGGGAGCCAAGCAGUUUUUAAAGUCCUUGUACGUCCAGAAGUUCUUUAUCAUUUACAGCAAAGACAAACGGAAGUGGAGCACCUUCAAAGGAGACAGCUCUCCAGCACAAAAGAUUUUUGAAGGUAAUUCUGAUGCCUAUGGGGUAAAAGAAAACAUCAUUGAUCCCCCUAUUAUUGCUAGGUACAUCAGAGUCUACCCAACCGAGGCCUACAACAGGCCUACUCUUCGCAUGGAGCUUCUGGGCUGUGAAGUAGAUGGUUGCUCUUUGCCACUUGGAAUGGAAAACGGAGAGAUCAAGAAUACCCAAAUAACAGCCUCGUCUGUUAAGACAUCCUGGUUUAACACAUGGGACCCUUCACUUGCUCGUCUCAAUCAGAAAGGAAAGAUAAAUGCCUGGCGAGCCAAGUUGAACAACAACCAACAGUGGCUGCAAAUUGAUCUCCUCUCAAUUAAGAAGAUAACUGGUAUUGCUACUCAGGGGGUCAAGUCCAUAUCUGCUGAAAACUUCGUGAAAACCUAUGUUAUCCUAUACAGCGACCAAGGCUCAGAGUGGAAAUCCUAUACAGAUGGUUCAAGCUCAGUGGCAAAGGUUUUCUUGGGUAAUGAAAACAGCAAUGGGCACGUCAAGCAUUUCUUUAACCCACCCAUCCUGUCCAGGUUUAUCCGCAUUGUUCCAAGAACAUGGUAUCAUGGUAUUGCCCUGCGGGCAGAACUCUAUGGCUGUGAUUUUGGUGGGGGUCUGGCUGUGAAAAGGACUGACAAGUCUGGGAGCGCUUAACCUUUCAGCAAUUGUCAUGCAGAACAAUUUUUUUAAAACCCUUAAAACAAUCAUACUUAGUAGUUUGGAUGUGUGCUUCCUCAAAGGACCUUAAUGUUUUGCCAGCAAGAAUUGAGAGAGAUUUCUCUGGCAGAUGUUUCAUUCCUACAAAUACACACUUUAGAAAACAGUUUCUUUUCUCUGGGAAGAAAUAGCAGUCCCUUCUGAUUUGUAUUAUAACUUCUUCAUUCUAACCAGUACUCUGUCUUACUUUUUACUUAAUGUUAAGUUCUAAAUCCCUAGGGAUGGAGACUCUGGCCUUUAUCCUCUGCCCUGAUUAUCUCCAUUUUGUAAUGCUUCUGUAGCACAGAGGAGGAAUAAAAAGCUACAGCAGGUGGAUGUUCUCCAUACAUAGGGCUGAGAGGGAAAACCAAUGCAGAUAUGGAGCUGUGGUGCUGCAUUCCAGCAAAGCCUUGGUAAGAAAUGAUUGUAGGGGUGGCCUCGCCCCAACAUGUCUUUCGUCUAUACUACGACAAAGGUAGAAUGCAUCCCAGCAUUGAGGCGUGUGUAACCCCUUCUUAGAGAAUGUGGGUUCACAUUAUUCAUUUGGUUCUUACGUACCAAGCACACCUGAAAUGCUGUGGAUUUCACACAAUUCAUCUUCGGUGCCCUGGCAAGAGGAGGGGGAGUCAGCAGUAUCUUUCUUUCCCAGAAAUGAGAAGGGAGGUGAUUUAACCUGGCAAGUCGUGGAACGGCAAUGGUAGAACCAAAGUGAGAAUCCAGAAUUCCUGACACUCAGUCCCAUACAAACUUUUAGACCAUGGGGAGGGGGAGCUCCCUCGAACAGGAAGCCAUUCAGAACUGUAGCUGUUGCGUGAGAAUACAAACUGGUGGUGAGAGAGGAGGGUUAGAUGAAACUGUGUAAUAGAAACAUCUGCAUGUUCUUUACCAUUUAGCUCUGACAGUGUUUUCACCAAUGGAACUACUCUUGUGCAUAGAGCAUACAUGGAUUUUUAUUUUUUUUUCUUCCCCAGGAUGACUACAUCUAGUGAAAA
Aquila chrysaetos chrysaetos is the source of this 7274-nucleotide messenger RNA. RefSeq names its product coagulation factor V (gene F5). The transcript has 25 exons. Gene Ontology annotation, molecular function: copper ion binding; oxidoreductase activity. The record is from RefSeq and is a predicted model, not a curated record. Bases 115 to 6240 code for a protein of 2041 amino acids. Lineage: Eukaryota; Metazoa; Chordata; Aves; Accipitriformes; Accipitridae.